AUGAUGGAAGAAAAUGCACAUGGUGAUGAUGUAAAUCAAAGUAAUGAAAAAGAUGAAGACGCUUCGGAGGCUGGAAAUGAACUUGUAGGAGUUGUCUUUGAUGAGAAUUUAUUGGAACUUCUGGAGUUAACAAUGUCAUCAAACACAGCUGAAACUGUGAAAAGAGCCAAAGAACUGAUGGAAUUGGGAGUUUACCCUAUGGUCCUCAUGUCUCAAAUGGCUACACUUAUUAUGGACAUUAUUGCUGGACCAUAUCAAGUAAUUGAAGCUAGUGCUGACUCAUUGUUUGAUGGUAGAAGCUCCUCGGAAUCCAUACGAGACAUUGGAGCAGUUGCAAGUUCUCGGGCUGCUGAAAUUGGGCUUGAUAUUCUAGCACAAACAAUCCAGGUGUCACCUAGUUAUUAA
Molecule: messenger RNA, 405 nt
Organism: Lactuca saligna
Lineage: Eukaryota; Viridiplantae; Streptophyta; Magnoliopsida; Asterales; Asteraceae
Source: the annotation of a GenBank genome assembly